AGAGGAAAUUCUCGGCUCUCUCGGAAGAAAUUUUUUGAAAGAAAAGUGACAGAAGACAACACAAGCCUUCAUUUUUACCUUUUCGCGUUUUGUGUUGUAAAAGCGGAAAAAUUGACUUAACUUUGUGUGCCACAGCGGUGGUUCCAUUGUCCCAGUUCAACGGCCAACGGUGGGUGCCCCCCGUGUGUGGAGGAUGUAUCAUGGUAAGGAGUGCGGUUACUGUGCGGAGAAGGAUGCCGAAAUAGCAAAGCUCAAAGCGGAGUUGGCACAAACAACGCUCGAGCUGAAUCACUUCCGAUCAUUCCUGGGGCAGCAAGUUACGUUCAGCCAUGGCAAAAAUGAUGCCAUCAUUGAGUUCAUUGAUGUUCCUGUCCAGAAUGCGGAGCCCGAGCCCGUCCCCGUGAAAUCCAGGAGUAUGUCACCGGCUCUUGGGAAUGUUGGUGCUCCCCGGGAGGUGACCCCAAUGCCCGAGGAGAUGAAUUAUGCCCCAAAACCGGGUGAAAUUGCUUUUGGGCAUGUUGAUGGCCUAGAUGUGGCACAAGCAGAAAUCUUGGAGAUUAUGUGUGGCAUCUGUCGGGACAUCUUUUCCGAUCCCGAAUCCUUCAAUGCACAUUUUGUCAAUCACACCACCACCGAGGCACCCCCAAGUACAGAUGGGGACAUAAUAAGGGCAUCACUUAGUGACUUCUCAUGCCCAAAUUGUCAGCAACGCUUUGAUCUGGCAUCGAGUCUCAAGGAGCACAUGCAGAUGUGCAAAGUUUCGCCGGCACCACGAGCUGAAUGCCUCAUCUGUGGUGACACCUUCGGCGAUAGGUUGUCCUUCAAGGAGCACCUACAGAAGCAUCCGGGAAUUAAGAUCUACGAAUGUGAGUUGUGCUCCAAGGCAUUCGGGGACACAGCUUCGUACAAUAGACACAUUGUGGAACUCCAUGCCGAUAGGGCGUCCACAAUAUGUGACAUUUGUGGGAAGAAUGUGAGUUUGCAGGCAUUUGCGGCACAUCGGAAGCAACACACAUCGAAUGACGAGUGGAAGUGCAAGGUGUGCCCGAAAAUCUUCCCAUCGGUGCAUGAGUACAAUCAGCACAUGAAGGUGAGCCACAUGAAUGGGGAUAAAUCCCCAACGGGCACCCCAGCAGAGUGCCCUGUGUGUAAGAAGCAAUUCUCGGGGCAGAGUCAACUGACCAAGCACAUGCAGAUCCACUCGAACGACAAGAAGUUCCAGUGUGAUCUCUGUGGGAAGAAUUUUGCCCUCAAUGGCUACUUAAAGAAGCACCUAAAGAAGGUGCAUGGCGCCGUUACGGCUUAGGGUAAGUGCGCGCCACAGGUGCAUGUGGAGGCCAAUCUAAAAUAAUGAAUUAUAUCAAAAGAAAAAAAAAUGGAAAACUUUUUAAGAUAAAAAAAAAUCGUGGGAAAAUUUAUUUUAAACGUGUAAAUAGGACAAGAAAUAAAAAUUCUUUUCAUUGACUACUGA
Messenger RNA from Lutzomyia longipalpis, 1471 nucleotides. Its product is annotated as zinc finger protein 2-like. The record is from RefSeq and is a predicted model, not a curated record. Gene Ontology annotation, molecular function: DNA-binding transcription factor activity; RNA polymerase II cis-regulatory region sequence-specific DNA binding. The transcript is spliced from 2 exons. Bases 194 to 1306 code for a protein of 370 amino acids. Gene Ontology annotation, biological process: regulation of transcription by RNA polymerase II. NCBI's taxonomy places the organism in Eukaryota, Metazoa, Arthropoda, Insecta, Diptera, Psychodidae.